Molecule: messenger RNA, 1851 nt
Organism: Lodderomyces oxycetoniae
Lineage: Eukaryota; Fungi; Ascomycota; Pichiomycetes; Serinales; Debaryomycetaceae
Gene: FGR29
Product: Fgr29p
Exons: 1
Coding region: 1-1851 (616 amino acids)
Source: RefSeq, a predicted model, not a curated record
AUGUUGUUUGUGAAAAGUCCGCAUUCUAUAAAGAUUAAUUCAUCUGAGGUGGCGAUAAAUACGUUGGAGCUAUGUGUACUAUCGAAGCUGAAAAACUUUUUGUCUCAGCCUAUUAUUGUACGAAUUUUGAAUCGAUUUUACAAAGGCGAACUCAUUCAAAGUGAUAUAUCGGAAAAAGACAAAAGUAGCAGUAAUAGUAAUAUUGAUGAUGAUGAGGAAAAAAUGCUACUAAAUGCUGAGAUCAUGAAGUACAAAUUCAAUAAAGUAUCGAUCAAUCGUAUACUACGACGAGCCAAUACAGUUCCGAAAUAUCAGAAUCUAGUCAUCAACUUGAAACUAAUUGUGUUUGCAGUUUUAUACUUUAUAUUAAUUUUCAAACCGAUUAGUAGUUUACCAGAGUUGGCAUUUUGGUUGAUGAGUUUGAGUCUCAACAUUGAAGUUUUUUCAAAGAUUCUAAGUAUUGACUCUAGGUUCUUGAAAUUGGUGAUAUGGAACUAUAUCGACGUGGGACUAGUGGUAAUGCUUGACUUUUGCUUCAUAUUGAAAAUCUUUGGCUUCCGCUCAUAUUACAAUGAUUUCUUCAGUUUGAUCGGUAUAGUUUUAUUCCCCAGGAUACUAUCAGUGUUUAAUAACUACAAGUUCUUUAAUUUGAUUGUUACAUCAUUUAAUAAGAUGAUUUGGAAUUUGGUUGGGUUGAUAUUGUUUUUCUUUACAUUGAUAAGUGGAUUUUACUUUAGUUUUAUUGCACUUAGCUAUGAUCAAACCAGCGGUGAUAUUUUGUUCAAUAUGGUCAAGAUAUUCUUUGGUUUUACACCUUCUGUAUGGAACAAUUGGGAGAAAUUUAAUACUUUGGGUAAGAUUAUGCAAAUGUUUUACUUGUUCUUAAUCCAAUUUAUUGUGGGUACAAUAUUGGCUAUUUGUUUGAGUGGAAUUUUCAACAAAGCAAGAGAGAACAUCGAGCAAGAAUUCAACUAUACAAAGCUGAAAAAUCUAGUUCUUUACUUUAAAAUGGCAGUUUUGAAUCAAAGACAGGAUGUGUUAAAUUAUUUUUUGCAAAUUUUCAAGAUUCCCAUAAUCCUAUUAAUACUUGGGCACGAAAUACUCGUUUCCAAAUUAGGUGUCAAGGAUAAGUCUAAUGUUGAUUUGAGGAAUUUCGUCUUUUUCACAAAUGAAGAGCAGCCCGAAACUGAUGAAAUAAGGAUGUAUAAAAGAGGUCAGAAAUUAGUGAAGCCUCAUCAAUCGUUGAGUACACUCGGUGGAGGUCAUUUGAGAACAGCUUCAACCGACUCGUUUUUUAUUGAUCAGCUUUUAAAUCGAAAAUAUGGGGGGAGAAAAACGUAUGGUAACACUGGUGAAGCUGUUACUCGGAUAUUGUCAAAGAGGGCGCGACAAACGCAAAGUCUGCUGUUACAAUUGCAACAGCCGUUCAGUAUACCGCAGCAGCCACCACAGCAGAUACCGCAGCAACAGCCAUUUAGUAUACCGCAGCAGCAGCCUCCUCCUCCUCCUCCUGCACGUCGACAGUCAAUAUACCAACAAGCUUUUUCAUUUACCCCACAGUCGCUCUUAGCUACGUCACCUAACCAGAAUGAGGAGAUACUUUCAAGGUUAUCAAUUUUGGAAAAUGUAUUACUAAAGAAUAGGGCUUCUAUGAGCAAACUGCUUGGAAUAUAUGAUAUCCAAGAGAAUGUGGAUGAAGGCCCCUUGAACCGUGAAAGAGAAGAAGAUAGUUUCCUGAUCAGCUCGGAAGUAGAUACAAGUGUAGGGAACUUAGAUGAUACACUUCCAAUCAAGAUUGAUACAUUAAUUGAAACGCAACUCGAUCAGUAUGAUAGUGACGAUACCUUCUAA